This is a messenger RNA of Cercopithifilaria johnstoni, 1434 nucleotides long. Lineage: Eukaryota; Metazoa; Nematoda; Chromadorea; Rhabditida; Onchocercidae. The record is from the annotation of a GenBank genome assembly.
AUGAAGCAAAACAAAGCUUUACUUCCAGCAGUUCAAUCGAGCGUUCACUCAGUUCCAACAAGGGGCAAGAAAGAGCGAAUGAAGUAUGUGUACACAACAGAUGAUGACGAUGAUGAUAAUAUGGAAACUUUUAAACGAGAGGGCGGUUCGACGCGUUCGAGCUUUGUUGCAAGUGGAACUAAAAAAACUCAGAGAAAAGUAGUAAGGAAAAGGAAAACCGUACCAUACCAGAAACGUCAAACAAAUGCAGCAGCGGGAAAAGCAAAGAAAUCGAAAACCAGUGAUUUUUCUUUUACAACAGAGCAACGCCAAAAAAUUGCAUCGGCUAUUUAUAAUCGUCGUCCACAUCGUCAUAACCAAAAUAAGGAAACAGCAAAGCAUUGUGAGGGACCUCAUUGCACGAAUUCUACGCGUUCGCAGUCAAAAUUCUGUUGUGAGGAAUGCGGGAUGAAUUUGGCACGUGAUCGCUUGCGUGCUAUCUUACCGGACCGUGUUAAGUCAUAUUGGGACAAUAUGUCUUAUUCCAUGGAACAGUCGCAGCAUUUACUAGAUGCAGCUGAGGAGCAAAUUCAGUUUUUUACGAAUAAAGUGCGCACAUUCGCAGAUUUUCAGGACGAGCUGCGAAAAUGGAUUUCGACAGUUGAUAAGAUCGAGCCUAAAAAUGAAGCAGCCGUAAAUAACUCGCUGGACAUGGAUUUCGUCCUGCAUUGUGCUGUAUGCGCCUUGGAAUUUCCAGCAAAACUCAUUGUGAAACAUAUGGAGCGAUGCUUCGUCCGCAAUGAAAAACAGAGUUGCUAUGGUACAACGAACAAGUCACAAGUCAAUCCGUACAAUAUUUUUUGCGAGCAGUUCAAUAAGGCCAAUCAUACGUUUUGCAAACGUCUUCGUGUGUUAUGUAGUGAACACUACAAAUGUACGGAUGAUGUUACAAAGAUCUGUGGGUAUCCUUUUGCAUGGAGCAAGAGUGAAUUUCGACCUGUCAUUAAAACGUUUGAUGACAUGCAAACACUGCUUCAGGAAGGCUUUUGUCAUUCCCCGCGAAAGAACUGCCUUCAGCAUCAUAACUGGAUUCAGAAUGCAAUGGGUUUGAUUGACGUUGAGUUGCUGAAUCUUCUGAUUAAACUUGACGAGUGGUUCGAGAAAAAACGAAUACUUCAAGUCUCAGAAACCAUGCGUGGUGAUGUGCUUUCACUUUUCUGCAAUAAAACAGUUCGUUGCAAUGCAUUAUUGAAUAAUAGUUCCAUUCCGGCCUGUGCUUCGGAUAAUUCCGAUCCCGCUGAUGACGGGCAAUGCCAGAACACAGAACAGUCUAUGAAUGCAACUAUGCUACAUACGGAGAGGGCAGGUUACGUUGGUUGCAGUGAUAUUUGCGAAGAUAGUAUUAAUAAGCAGGUACACUUUAAAAGUAAUGGAUGCAAAACGAACGUUUGGUAA